Messenger RNA from Talaromyces marneffei, 1254 nucleotides. RefSeq lists its product as uncharacterized. The record is from RefSeq and is a predicted model, not a curated record. Lineage: Eukaryota; Fungi; Ascomycota; Eurotiomycetes; Eurotiales; Trichocomaceae. The transcript has 2 exons. The coding region runs from base 1 to 1254 and encodes 417 amino acids.
AUGAGAAAGCUUUCCAUCUCGUCCUUUCAAGUCCAGCCGGGUUGGGUGACCACCAACGACGAGCGGCGAUGCUUUGCCUAUUUCCAACGCUAUUCUCUACCAAACUUAGGGCUCGCUUUUAAUUCUUCUCUAUGGCGAAAAACCAUCCUGCAGAUUAGUCAUGUUGACCCUGCAGUCUACCACGCUGCUAUCAUGCUUGGCUCGAUUCACGAAGACUCUAUCGAGAAUCGGAUGCGUUUAUCAGGAGAAAAUCUCCUCCAGGCUCGCCAUCGCUUCGCAUUUGAACAAGCUUCUCGAGCCUAUUCCUUUCUCGCAAAACGUCAGGCCUCACAGGAUCCCCAGCUACUGGAGGUAGUGCCGCCCAUCACCUGCAGAGAGGCUGAAGAAUACCGGCUGCAAACAAGUCACCAACGAUCACUCUUGGACAACACGUUAAUUGGAGCCUUCCAAAUGCUCGAUGCUGAGUCCUCCCAUUUCGGUUCCGGUGCACCGUUUAUCACUGCAAGGAAUGACCUCAACCAGGAGUGGCUUGAUCAAAAGGUCUUUUCUCGGGGUUUUGGAACUGUGUCAGACGUGUAUCAGAGCUUGACCAUGCUCAUGAACGAGGGUAUUCCUUUCCUUGCCAGGUGCUGGCCACUUUCCAGGAGUGAGGCUACAGCAUCCUACGGCGAGCUUAGCAAUCGGCAGCAGCAACUCCUAUCAUUUUACUUUCGGUUUCAAGAACAAUUUCAGAUGUUUAAGAGCCUCUUCUACGACAACAUUGGCCAUCUCGAACAACGAGCAGUUGAUCUCCUUCAGAUACAAUAUCUCGGUCAAGUACUGAGUCUCAAGACCUGUCUCAUAAAAGGCCCGAUACCUACAGGUUUGACUCCAGAGUAUUUGACCCUGCUAUCCGCCCACGAGUUAUUCCUCGGCAAGUUCUCGGAACUCUCAAGCUUCAUAUUAGAUUACGGAAUCAUCCCGGGGUUGUGGGUGAUAGCCUCAGAGUGCCCACUAUAUUCGGUGCGCAUUCGGGCAAUCAAGAUGCUGCAAUCUUGGCCGCAUGCCGAGGUGUUUAAGAAUUCUAAUACGGCCGCUUCAUUGGCACUAGAGAUUAUCAAGAAGGAGCUACAGGCGGAAGAUGGGCUAGCUAUGUCCAUCACCGAUGAAUAUACUGACAAGGAGUUGACCCAUUUCCUCUUCGAUACGCUGAGUUCUACGCAGGAUUCGGAAAAUUGGUCGUUUAUCCGCGCUUACAACGUACUCGAACGAUAG